Molecule: messenger RNA, 4401 nt
Organism: Aquila chrysaetos chrysaetos
Lineage: Eukaryota; Metazoa; Chordata; Aves; Accipitriformes; Accipitridae
Gene: WDR12
Product: WD repeat domain 12
Exons: 13
Coding region: 224-1495 (423 amino acids)
Biological process (GO): maturation of LSU-rRNA from tricistronic rRNA transcript (SSU-rRNA, 5.8S rRNA, LSU-rRNA); ribosome biogenesis; maturation of 5.8S rRNA from tricistronic rRNA transcript (SSU-rRNA, 5.8S rRNA, LSU-rRNA)
Cellular component (GO): preribosome, large subunit precursor; PeBoW complex
Molecular function (GO): protein binding
Source: RefSeq, a predicted model, not a curated record
CUCGCGGGCCGGGGCGCGCGCGGCAUGCCGGGCGUUGUGGUCUCCGCGGCGACCGGCCGCCAGGCGCAGGGGGCUCGGCGGCGGGAGCGGGCGGCGCGGGCCGGGCCGGGGAAGCGGGCUGCGGCGGGGGCCGGAGCGCGGCCGGCCGGCCGACGGGCGGGCGGGGAGGCGGUGCCCCGCGGGCGGGCGCGGCUAAUCGCGGCACGUGGUCAGCGGCGGCAGCAUGGCGCAGCUCACGGCGCGGUUCCGCACCGACAACCGCAGGUACGCCGUGGAGGAUGUGCCCUUCUCGGUGCCCGCGGCCUCCGAGACCACCGACCUCAGCCACCUCAUCAACAAGCUGCUGGCGGCCGGCCACGCAGAUCACAAGUAUGUGGAAUUUGACUUCCUUAUCAAUGGCCAGUUUUUGCGUAUGCCACUGGUCACGCACAUGGAAAUGGAAAAUAUCUCCACAGAAGAAGUGGUGGAAAUAGAGUAUGUGGAGAAAUAUAUGGCCCCUCAGCCAGAGGAAUGCAUCUUCCAUGAUGACUGGAUCAGUUCUGUUCAAGCCACUGAAGAAUGGAUAUUAACUGGCUGCUAUGAUCAGACUGCUCGAAUCUGGUCUUUGGAGGGGAAAUCCAUCAUGACAAUAGCUGGGCAUACAGAAGUAGUGAAGGAUGUGGCAUGGGUGAAGCAAGAUAGUUUAUCGUGCCUGUUACUCAGUGCUUCUAUGGACCAAACUGUCCUGCUAUGGGAGUGGAAUGUGGAGAAGAACAAAGUGAAAGCCCUUCACUGUUGCAGGGGACAUGCUGGCAGUGUAGACUCCAUAGCUGUUGAUUGCACGAGAACUAAAUUCUGCAGUGGAUCCUGGGAUAAGAUGUUAAAGAUCUGGUCUGCAGUACCUACAGAAGAAGAGGAUGAAAUGGAAGAAGCAGCUAACAGACCACGGAAGAAGCAGAAAACUGAACAGUUGGGACUAACAAGGACUCCUCUGGCAACCCUCUCUGGCCACACAGAAGCUGUGUCCUCUGUGCUGUGGUCAGACACUGAAGAAAUUUGCAGUGCAUCAUGGGACCACACCAUUAAACUCUGGGAUGCUGAGACUGGAGAUCUCAAAUCAACUUUGACAGGAAACAAAGUGUUUAAUUCUGUCUCUUACUCACCACUGUGUCGACGCCUCGCAUCCGGGAGCACUGACAGACAUAUUAGACUAUGGGAUCCUCGCAGCAAAGAUGGCUCCUUGGUUCUCCUGUCUCUGACAUCUCACACAGGCUGGGUGACAUCUGUGAAGUGGUCACCUACCCAUGAGCAUCAGCUGAUCUCUGGUUCUCUGGACAACAUUGUGAAGCUCUGGGACACAAGGAGUUGCAAAGCUCCUCUGUAUGACUUGGCUGCUCACGAAGACAAGGUUUUAUGUGUGGACUGGACAGAAGCAGGGUUGCUAUUGAGUGGAGGUGCAGACAACAAACUGUACUGCUACAGAUACCCAGCUACAGCCUCUGAUGUUGGAGCAUGAAGGUCAACAGCCAGAAGAAUUUUUUUUUUUUUUUUUUUUAAUAUUUUUGCAGCAGUGGCUCUCUGUUAGCAUCCCUACAGAACCAACAUCUGAAGAGAGUUUUUUGUUGCUUAGAGAGCUGUUCCUGGUUUUUGUGUUGGUAACCCAUAUCCAUAUUUGUCAAAGAAAAAUGGCAACAAGCAGUUACAAACGUGAUUACUGUGAAACAAAGCAAAGGGUGUUUCCUCCUUUUUGAUGGCUUUGAAUUAACAUCUUUUAAAUUACUAUUUGUAUAGCCCUUUAAUAAGGAGUAACUGUUCUUAAUACAUACAGAAAAACUACUCACUGGACUAAAUUAUUUUUUGAGUUUCCCUGCUUUCCCUUGAAAAAAAAAAUAAAGCUUUUAUGCUACGGUUCAUUGGUUUAGUGCCUCACUGCAGAUAAAAAUCAGACUUCAGCUCUCCUUUCAGUAUGCCUCUUGGCAGUUCUUACAAUUAGGUCCUUAAUUGAUGAAGCCAGGCUUCUUUCUAGGAUGAAGACGUAGUAUGUUUGCAGUGCAAGUGGUAUGAUAUAAAGGAACGUGACAGAUCUACUGACAGAUGAAAUACUCAAUUUUUUUUGUUGCUCAUAAGUUAGGGCUGUAAAUUACUUUAUAUAAUGUGCCUGCAUUGUACCACAGUACAGGUUAUGUUGCAGUACAACUGAUGUGGUAUCUUACUCCUAAAAAGCAGCAGAUGUAUACAAACAAGUGGAGAAUCACAGAGAAGGCAGAAGAAAAAUUAAUUUGUUCCUAGAAAGAAUGGAUACAAAAAGUUGCCAUAGCUUUUAGGUUGAUAGAGGAUAAGUACUAUUCAAACAUGCUCAUUUUCUCUGCUGGUGGUCUUGCUUUUAAUUCAGCAUUUAAAUGAAAAAGCUAUUACUGCAGUUUGUGCUGGUUUAACAUCACAUACAUGGCAUCUAACAUAGUUUAACAAUGUGGAAACCAAACUUGAAUAUCCCCACUAAUGUCUUAGCUUUCAAUAAAUCUAAGACCUGUACAGCACAACCAAGUCAAAUGCUUAAGUUGCAAGGUUAAUAAUUUUUCUUUGAAGGGUGAAAACUCUUCAUAAAGAGUAUCCAUAUUCUAAACAUGGAUGUCCAGGUUUACAAUAUGGACAAGUUCUGAGUAAGCCGUUUAGGAAAUACCUAAACAGCAAAACCAUAGAGAAAACAGCAAGGGUACACAGGGGAAGGAUCUCUGAUCCCUUGGCUCUGCAAGUAAUGUACUGCAACUAAUAAACUAACCUUUAUUUACAAAUUCUGCUUACAAGGAAUUAGUUGUUUUGCUGUCAUCAUCUUAUCUGUGUGCAUGUUCUUAGUAUGUGCUUCAUCCUUUCUAAAGCAAUAUACACUAUUCAUACCUUAAUAUAGCAACUAAUUAUAUUUUUUUUUCUUAUUUAAACUUUCUUCCUUUAAAACAUUGCCUUCUAUUUACUCCACAAACUGGAACUUACAAAUAUGGCAUGAAUAAGUAUUUUGUUUUGUAAACCUACUGAAAAUACAAAGCAUUUUUUGAGCAGGAAUUUAGUAUGUGCUGGAACAUGCAGCAUUCCUUCCUCACCACUACUACAGAUCUAUAUAAUUUCACAUGCACAUUUGUGGAUAUGCCAGUCUACUCUAGCAAUCAUUGGCCUAAUAGUCAUAAAAGUUUAAAAAAAAUCUCUAAUAAUUUUUUAGUAUGAAACCAGAAGAGAGUAAUAUCCCCUUUAGGUAAUCCUUAAUCGAGUAUAUCUGACUUUUGAAGGUCUUAACCAAGUAAAGUUGGGAGAGGUUUUUAGUGGAAAGCGAGACAGUGAAGGAAGUUUGGGAACUAGUUUGCUUCACUUGUCUUCAAGACUCCCAGUGACGAUUUAAUCUAAAGUCUUGAGCUAUUCUGUGCAUUAUACGAAUUUUAUUUUAUUACUCUUUUCAGUUUUUCCUUCAGAUAAGUUAUGCUUGAGCAUAGCUUUUAGAAUUACUGUAGUAUUUCACAGUCAGAUAGCUGUGCAGCACCUCCAGCCAAUUAAGCAGUUGAUAAAAUAAGUGGGUUCUCUUAUAUGCAUAUGUCUAAAGACUCAUGAAUGCAAGAUAGGUAACCUUAAUACGGUUUUCUUGCCUUCCCAGAAAGAUUUAAAAAAUGCUUUUUAAAAAGGUCACAUCACUUGGACUGUCAGCUUAGCUUAGAAAGAUUGUAAUAUUAUUUAGACUUAAGAAAUCCCAGCUGGCAUUAAUUGUUUCAGUUUCAAACACUGAAUCCAUUAGAUCUACACUUGUUACCUGUAGCAAAUACACAGAGUGUAACUAGAAAGGUAGGUUUUGGUAGACCACAGUUCAGAAGCAGGAGGGUUUUUACACCUUCCUCUCACUUUGGGUUCUCUUAUUUGGAAAAGUACUGUGUCAGAUGCAGAAAGAAGCAACUAAGUAAACCAUAUUAACAUUAUGAAGUGAUACCAGCGUAAGUACAACAUGGUUUUGGAAUGCAUCUGUAUUACCACUGUCUAUAAAUUAUCCUAGAACCUACAAAAAUACUUUUUAGAUUUGGCUGACUGACAGUUCUUUGGAUAAUCUGUAAUCUUAAUUGAAACAUUUUAAUAAGAAUAUUUGUUUUCCUCCAAACAUACAGUUCUUCCAUUUAAAAUCAUGAUUGAAAUUAGAAUGGCCAGCAUGAGUUGAUUUUAAAAUUGCAAGAGAACUAAGUCAAAAACAAACUUAGUCUUCCAGAAUCAAGGUGCUGAUGGUGAUUCCAGUCACAGAAACAUCCCCCCCCCCCAAACCCACAUUUCUGCAUAUUUGUAGUGCCCUGGUAGCAUAAUAUAGAACAGCAAAAACCUUUUAUGUACUAACAGCUAGUUUUCCUUAAACAUCAAAGUGAUACUACAAGUAAGGGGAAUAAAGACAACAGUCAACUA